This is a messenger RNA of Oldenlandia corymbosa var. corymbosa, 4532 nucleotides long. The record is from the annotation of a GenBank genome assembly. NCBI's taxonomy places the organism in Eukaryota, Viridiplantae, Streptophyta, Magnoliopsida, Gentianales, Rubiaceae.
CUUCCGACGAGAAAGGGGCGACAGAGCAAAGGAUAUUUUGGGAGGGAAUCGAAAAUGGCAUGGAGUUGCAAUCCUUGCUUUGAUUCUUCUCCUUCCAUUUCCAUUGCAACAAUUUUGAGCUGUAGUUCUAAAAAUCCCGGAAGGCAUCUGCUGAAUUUGAAAACCAGAAACUGGACUAAUUCAUCAUCGAAAUCAGCUUGUUAUCUUCAUUCCCACCCUGUCAACAAAUUUGCAUUCAAGUUUCGGAAGAAUUUCAGGACAAAAGCUACAGAAUCUGAAGUUGAAGUUGGGCCGAUUACAAAAUCAACUGAAGGACAAGAAUUGGACUGUGUGGGGACUGGGCAAGAUGUUGAGUGCGUUUUCCCGACUUCAAAUCCUAGUUCUAAGGCUUCCUUUGAUAAAGCCACUGAAAAGCUUGACGUUGAAUCAUCAUCACUGCCAUUGGAGGGAUUGCUGGGGGGUGUGUGGGAAUGGGGUUUGUUAAUUUCGCCUUUUUUCUUCUGGGGUACGGCUAUGGUGGCCAUGAAAGAAGUUUUGCCCAAAGCUGGUCUUUUCUUUGUGUCUUCCUUUAGGUUAGUUCCAUCUGGUUUGCUAUUGGUGGGUUUUGCUGCUCUUAGAGGAAGGAAGUUUCCUUCUGGAUUUAAUGCUUGGUUUUCUAUAUGUCUGUUUGCUCUUGUUGAUGCUGCUUGCUUUCAGGGAUUUCUGGCCGAGGGAUUGGAGAAGACCUCUGCUGGUUUAGGCAGUGUAAUAAUUGAUUCACAGCCUCUGACUGUCGCGAUCCUUGCUUCUCUGCUCUUUGGUGAAUCCAUUGGGUUUAUUGGAGCUGCUGGUCUUGUGCUUGGUGUAAUUGGCCUUCUCCUUCUGGAGGUACCGGCGGUUUCUUUUGAUGAGAGUAAUUUCUCUUUAUGGGGAAGUGGCGAAUGGUGGAUGCUUCUAGCUGCUCAGAGUAUGGCUGUUGGCACAGUUAUGGUUCGCUGGGUUACUAAAUUCUCAGAUCCUGUGAUGGCUACUGGAUGGCACAUGGUUAUCGGCGGUCUCCCACUUUUGGCAAUUUCCGUUCUAAACCGUGAUCCUGCACUCAGUGGUAGUUUCGGGGAGCUUUCUACUAAUGAUCUUCUGGCUCUUCUUUACACCUCAAUUUUUGGAAGUGCAAUAAGCUAUGGUGUAUUCUUCUACAACGCCACAAGAGGCAGCCUAACAAAACUCAGUUCUCUUACCUUUUUGACUCCUAUGUUUGCUUCAAUUUUUGGUUUCCUAUACCUGGAUGAGACCUUCACGCCCAUACAACUUGUUGGAGCGCUGGUGACUGUGGCAGCGAUUUUUAUGGUUAAUUACAAGACCGCUGAAGAAUAAGGACUUUCUUGGAAUAAAUGCAAUAAAUGAGAACCACUGGAUGUUGCAUUCUUGUAAAUAGAGAGAGGGAUGCACCAGCCAGCAGUACUGGAUCCUGCUGCGGAUGCUGAAGAGGGAUAGGAAAAAAGCUGCAGGGUUGGUUCCUGGAAAUGUUCAUGAUACUAGUUAUUUAACUAGAUUAUCUUGCUGUAAGUAGAGGUUCCAUUCAGGUUUAGUGAUACAGUAGGAUUAGAUUUACCGGGCUGUGCGGAUAUCUGAAGAUAUCCUUGUCCCUUGAAGUGGGUAUAUGUGUUAUUCCAUGAAAUGGAUCGACUUUUUAAAGAUUAUGCAUACAGAAGAGAUCAUUUUCCCAAAUAUUACAUAAAUUGAAAAUAAGUACAAUAGAAGAACCUUUCUCUUAAGGUUUUGGAAACAACAGAAUCGCUCAAGCAAAACAAUUCUCUGAACAAGAACUCUGGGGACAAGGUUGCAACUAGUAACAUUGCAACAGUUUUUUUUUUUUUAUUCUUUUUCGUACUACAACCACUGAAUGGAUGAUAAAAACUAUGUUGAAGCAGCAGCAGCAGCAGUAGUCAUAGAAUGGAAUCCCCUUGAUCCAAUUCGACCCCUUCCGAUACCAUUAUGUUGUUGCUCGGUAUCCCUCUUAUUGCCAUUCAAUCUUCUUCCAGCUUCUUCAGCAUCAUGAGCCGACUCAGAAAUGGCAAGUCUGUCCAAUCUCAAUGGACUGAGUUUUUCUUCCCUAAUAUUUCUCCUAGAGGAAGCCCAGCUAUCAAUUGAUUCAGCUGAAUUAGGCUCCCAUGAGGAUUGCGAAACCCAUUGCUGAUGGCCACCCGCAAAGCUGUUGCUACCUGACGAUUCUUGAUCUUCCAAGUCAUCUACACCUGCAGUACCCCCCCUUCUCAUGGUAACAUACUUCUGAAAAGUUGGUUCCAUUAGAUCAUCAUUUACAACUACUUCAGAUUGCACAAAAGGAUCUUUGGUAUCUAAUCCCUUUUUUCCAAUUGGUCGAUUUCCGAAUGAAGUAUUUUCAUAGUACUUGUUGAACUCUGCACUUGGAACUCGCUUUUUGUCAUCUGAAUACAUACUUGACAGAUUCGAGCCGGAGCUUGAGUUGAGGUCUGCAACUGCUUCAAGGAUAGAGCAAGCUUUGGUGAGGCAAGGUGGGAAUGUAACUGCAGGGGCAGUAGUAUUCUUCUGGUGAAAGUUCUGUAUAUCUUCCAGCAACAAUGCAGUGUAGGAUGGUGAAGUACUGGACAAUGUCUCAGGAUUGAUGUCAAAGUCACGAGACAACCGGGAAGAUCUGCUUCUUGCUACUGCCUGAGGCUUUAGGCAAUCAGGUCCUGAGGGAGCAACCACAUUGACUCCAAGAUUGUUGGAGCUCACUGCAUUAACUUUGUUGCUACUAAGUUUGUUUUCAGUCCCUUGAACCAACACUUUAGUAUUAGCUAAAAGAUCAGCAUUUUGCUUCUGAAUGGGAGCCUGUUUACAUAAUUUCCAGAAUCUCGAAUCAGUUCCAAUCAAGUGGCACGUAUUUCAGUCAACAAUGGCAUGAAUGAUAAAACAAUUUCAUCACACUAAUAAAGUAUUAAAAGUGCUUAAUUAGCAAUAUGAAGAUAACCAUACCUGAUGAACAAUGUUGUUGGAAGCUUUUGUUGCAGGGAUCUGCUCACUGACAACGUUGGUGUCAAUCUCACUCAAGGGAUUUCUCCUGAAGGGAGAAAUUUCCGCCUUCCUGGAAUUGCUUCGACUGAGUGACCCCGGCUGCUGUUGCUGGUUUUCAUUCAGAACCUUAAUAUUGGUCCUCGCCGGCGAAUUAGUCCUUGCCGGAGAACGAGCACGGGGAGACGCAGCUCCGGCGUUCCUCUUUACUUGAAUCCUCUUAACAGCUGAAGCUGAUAUGUUUUCCGGCCCUCCUGCAUUGUUGCUCUUGUCCAUAGCCAAAGAUGAAACAGUAGCCGGAACAGAGACCAUUUUUCCUGGCCUAACACUAGCAUUAUUACCGUUCCCGGAGGAUAUAUUUCCGGCAGCUGAAACACCACUCGGUGACUCCGAUCUCCGACCCGGGGAUCUACUGACUCUUCUCCCACUUCCACCACUAGUACCCCUUUCUCUGCUCCCUGACCUUGCCGGCUGACCCUGUUCCCUUUCUCUACUCGGCGUCCUCCUCCUCCCCUUUGACGGUGAACCAACCGUCCUACUCGACGGUCUCUGACGCUGCCGGUGGCGGUGGGACCUCUCUCCGCCCAACCCAAUUUCAUCAUCAACAACACCAUUACCAUCAUAACCAUCAUUAGCCCCAUUAAUGCCUUUCUUUUUCUCCACUUCCCUUCCCGCAUUUCCAUUUUCACUGUCAAAAUCAUAGCUCCUUUUUGAACCAGCAUACUUCCUGCCCUUCUGGGUACUCCCGUUGUUGUCCCCAGAUCCAACAGAACCUGAAAAAUUAGCCUUUCCGGUGGAAGAGCUUCUGCUGAGCCUCCCACAUUGAAUCAAAAUAGCAUCCACUUCUUCUUUAGUACAGCUAGAAGUCCUCACCGGAGCCGCCGCCACAAAUAUCCCUCCAUUCAAUCCACCGUUACUAUUAUCCGACCCGAUUUUCCCGGAUUCAGCUUUUUCCGGCGCCUUUUUCACAUCCCCGGAUUCAUCCUCGGACUUUCUCUCAACAUCGUGGCUCUUCCUGUGCUUAAUGAUGAAUAUCUCUUUCUUCACCGGUUCUUCAUCAAGUUUCUUUCUUUCCACCUGGGUUGUUGAAGAAUUGACUUGGUGGGGCGGUUUCGGAGGUGCAGACGCCGGACAAGAAGAACAAGUGCUCUUCUUGCUCAAACAACCACCCAUUUUCACUGAAACAAAACAAGCAAGAAAAAAAAUGGGAUCUUUUUCUUACAGAUUAAAAGGAAAGAAAGGGAAACGGAAAUGGAAAUUGAAAAAGGGGAGAUUUUGAAAAUCUUGUAACGGUUGGGAAGAGAAAGGAGGGGGAAAAAAGGUUGCGCAGUAAUCAAGAAAAACAAAUCUGUUUUAAAUUACCCCAAGUUGGGUCGUCUCUGGUAAAAAGGGGAGGGGAAGAAAGAUUUCAAAUUUUGGAGAGAUUGAAGAGGAUAGAGCCGUUAAAACAGAGACAGACAGGAGUUGGUGUUGUUUUUUGAAACUAGGAAUAUAUCAAUCUCUCAGAAACCAUAAUAUUA